UAUCUGUAUCAUGGUUCUAUCUGUGGGAGCUCUUAGGGUUACGGAAACGUUGGACACGUGUCGAUUUAGCUGUGUUGCCUUUGCUACAGAGAUUCAUCUGAACUCUUUGCGAAAGUCCUAAGAUUGCUCACCACUGCUCUAUAGGGACCGUGACGACUAGCGUUUGCUGUUUUCUGCCAUGUCAAAGCCCGUCAAAGUUUCCAAACCUGGAACGAUAACUUUUUUCCAGUUGGACAAUAACAAAGUCUUUGACACUCAAAAACUAAUGCAAGGGCUCGAAGAAAACUCACCUGGCAUUUGUCGUUAGCAAGUUAGAUAGCUAGCUGGCUGGCUACAUUUUAGCAGGUUAUCUACUAGUUUAAACUAGCUAUUUUUUCCCCAAACACUUCCUCGGUCAUUUGUUCAAGAAAGUUCGCGCCUUUGAUCCGGUAAAGGAGUGGCUCGUGAGUUGAGAUGAUUUUGAGAAAAAUAACUGCGAGAUCAUGCAGAACUUGGCUGUCUCGGGUGAGUGGUAAGCUAUCUGAAUAGCUAAACCAUUUUAAAUUGUAAUACUGUUGCAUUUCAAAGUUGUUUUGGUAUGGGGAACCUCCCCCAUACAUACUUACAAACUUCCUAUUUAGGUAUGUUCUGGCUGGUCACGUUUUGAUUGGCACAUCACUCCAACGCCCCUAUUUUCCUGCAUCCUACCAGAAAUACUUUAAACUGUCCAGAUGUCCAUGGAAUACGACCUAUAAUUAAUUACAAAAUGAGUGAAAUAGUUUUCCUUCCCCCCAAAAUUAAUUUAUGCUGUGUUCAUAACCAAGUGGGAAGGUGGUAUUUACCACAUACGACUGGGAAAAGUCCACAUGAACGCUCUUCUCCCACAUGCUGACGUCUGACGUCAUCUACCAAGGAAAUUACUUUUCGGCAGUUAAAAGCAACAAAACAUUAUUUAUAAAAAGCAACCCUAAUUUGUUUACAAGCAUGAUAGCUGUACUUUUAGUUUCUCAACUAGUUCAAAUCAUGUGAAUGCAUCCAACUGGUAUUUACCACUUUACACUUGCUUAUGAAUGCAGCAUAGGUAUUUUAAAAAACAGCUUUUCUGUGUUGGAAUGGUGUGGGCCUAUACCAGUCAUAAAAAAUAUUAGACCACUGAUGACAUCAUCCUCUAUGAGGAAAUGGCAAGCAUUUUUGAGGUGGGGUUUUUGAAGCGUUUUUUUUCUUCCUCCAAUUUAUACUUUGGCCACUGAUAUGAGUAUAGAAUGAGUCAAUAACAUUAUUUGGGUAGGUGUUAUUUGGGUAUAAGUUAGCAGAAUAUGAUUUUCACUGACUAGACACUCAAUUACUUUAAGAAAUGAGGAGAUGGGAAAAACAAUGAGGGGAUUCCAUGAAACUGUCCAGGUGACCAAGAUGGGCAGACUUUGCACAGGCUGCCUCCUGGGCGUGAGUCGAGUGCCCCGUUCUGGCUGACGUAGGUUAAGCAUGUAAAGUAAUGAGUAGGACUUUUGUGUUUUCAAAUCAAAUGUAUUUGUUACAUACAGUUUACAGCAGGUAAAAAAGAAAGGUGCAGUGAAAUACUUGUGUGCUAGCUCCCUCAACAUUGCUGUACAAUAAUCAAUAUCGAAAAUAAGAGUAGGGCUGUCCCCGACAAAUCUUGGUCGACCUAAAAUAUUCGAAAUUUUAAAACGUGUAUUUUUCCAUAUAGACACACCCUAUGUGUUUUAAUAAAUUCAACUAUAUAUGCAUUGAGCUUGUCUGGUGCUUUAAUCACACAGUCUGAUGAAAGACACAAAUGACUCAAGAGGGAGGCAGAGAUCAAGAUAACCAGAAGAAAAAAACCUUAAUGUUACUCUGCUGAAGUUGCCGGUAAUAGACUACACAAGGAGUCGGCAAACUUUCUCAUGUGGAAUGCCAAUUUAUCUUACAAUUUCUACCGAUCUGCAUGCCAGUUAUGGUUUUCAUAUGCACAUUUUCAUGGAACAGUUUCAUUUCAUUUAUAAUAAUGUCUUCGUAUCUCAAACUCAUUGUCUUGUGGUUAAUCAAAAUUCUAUCCAAAUGAAAAUGAUACAAACCUAAAAAGUAACUUCCAUUGCCAACUAUAUACAAAUUUUGCAGCCUGCAGGUAGAAAAUAUCCUGAUUUAAAAAUAAAUAUCCUAUAAAUCACUUUGGCUACGCAUGGCCUGUCUGCAACGAACUUGAAACAUUGUAUCAACUAUUAACUUGGGUAUGGCCAGAAGCUGGUGCUAGCAAACUUGCAACAUUGUAUAAAAUAUUCUGGGCCCUGCGUUUCCUGCGCCAGUGAGCUUGGGAAAGACAGCUAUAGGCUAUUUGCUCAAGGGAUAAGAAGUAAUCAGGUAGGCCUAUUUUAUAGCGUUUCCACUGGAUCAGAGCAUGACAUUUUUCCCUUUCACGCUGAGUAGUUAUCGAAAGGGAGAGAGCUGGAAAGACAAUGACAGGAGCGCUCCAUGUAGCAUCCCCAGCUGAAUGAUGGUCAACUCUCAAACUAAUGGUUCAUGAAAGUUUGUGGUACCAUUUCCAUAAACACACCGUAAGAGCUGAUGGCGAAACAAACCAAAAAUGCUCUUACAAUAUGAACAAUACAGUCCACAAACAAAUACACUUUUACAGAACUUUACAUUUGCGUGCUUCAUACAUCAAAUGCAUCAAUAUGCAUGGGAAUUUCUACCCAAAUAGUUGAUUACAUGCUAACAGCUUGCUAAUGUGGCGCAAGAUGAACUAAUAUUAGCCAGCACAAACAGUGGAACUAGGCUAUAGCUAACAACGUCAUAUUGCUAGCAGACUUCAGAACAUCAAUUACAAUACAAAUAUCCGUUCAGUACACGUUCAAAAUAAUUAGAAAGAUUUCUGAAACAAGACCAAUAUUGAAAGACAGUAAAUACCUUGUUCUCUUUCUAGCUAUGUGCUAAGUUUGACAUUGUUUCUUGGACGCUUGAACAACCUUAACAAAAGUUAUUUUCCUUUUUUCUCUCGCGCCCGUUUCCCAUAUAGGCCUACCCUUUUGCGCGUGAAACGGAGAAGGCAAAAAAUGACUGACUAAAUUGACAACUCGUAAAUAGAAUUAAAUAAACCUAAAUCUGUUUCUCACAAGUGUAGCAUAGGUUGUGCGCUCUGCAAACAACGUGUCUACUCCUUCAAUGAGAACGGUAAAAGACUGGAAUAAUAAUAUAUUGAAUGCAUUAACAGACAUUACCGUAACCAAACAAACAUUGUAGAUUAGACAUUUAUAGGAAUUAACGGUAAAUGUACUACUGGUGAUAUAUGUAAUGGGGAAUUGAUAGAUUCAAAUAGAUUGUUAGUGUCUAUCUAAUCGAAUAGAAUCCACAGAUUGCGAGUUGAAGAUAAAUACUUUUACUAAGAGUACUAGUAAUUGACUGACCAUGUCUCUCCAGAUCUCCCAACAAUGCUAUUUCUAGGGUCAAUUUUAGAUUAAUGUUAUGCGUUUUCAGCCAUUCCUGAACCUGAGACCAUAAACAGGCUACCUGAGGGCAAUAACAGAACAAAUGGUCUAUUGAUUCUGUAUCCUCACAACAAAAUCUGCAGAGCUGCGAUGGUUGUAUGCCCCAAAUAUUCAACAUUUUGUUGGUGGCAAGAAUUCUGUACAAUGAGUUUAGCUGAAAAGCACAAAUUCUUGCGUCGUUUUACUCAGCUGUGCCAUGGAGUCGCUACAUCAAAAAUCUCUUCCCAGCUAUUUUGCAAUCUGUAUGGCACAGCUGUCAACAUCCUGGUCCUCAAAUGAAACUGCUAUACUUUCCUAUUUAUGCUAUUUUUGUUCCUCCGCCAGUUUUGAUCCUUUAUAUUGGGCAGACAGACUAGUUCCCUGCCACCUGCUGCCUCCAUUUUUGGGGUGAUGCUGUAAUCAAUUGGUUGUAAUCUUGGAUUGAGCGGACCUUCCCAUACAAUUCCAAUAGCUCCAUGAAAGACAACUGUACCAUUCCAAUUUACAAUAUAAUUUAAAAACAAAAUACCCCUUUCAAACACAUUUUCCAUAAAUACAGGUUUUUUAUCAACCAGCACAUUUGAGUUCAACCAUAAUAUUUGUUCUAUCUUUUCUGGGGGAUGAAAUUGUAACCAGCUCUGCAAUGCUUGUUUGAAAAAGAGAAAUACUUUGAACAAGAUUUCAUUUUCAAUUAAUCGAAAAUGAGACAUGGCAAUCUGCACAAAGGCAAAAAUGACAUUUUUAAACAAUGGAUGAGCUUUUCUUAGUAAUCUACUUGAGAACCAUUUUGGGUUAAAGUAAAACUUUUGUAUAAGUGAAGCUUUUAGAGAGGGGUAUAGUGCUUUUAUAUUUAAUAAUCUCAACCCACCCAGUUCAUAUUUAUUAUACAGAUACAGUGGGGGGAAAAAGUAUUUAGUCAGCCACCAAUUGUGCAAGUUCUCCCACUUAAAAAGAUGAGAGAGGCCUAUAAUUUAUCAUAGGUACACGUCAACUAUAACAGACAAAAUGAUUUAAAAAAUUCUCCAGAAAAUCACAUUGUAGGAUUUUUUAUGAAUUUAUUUGCAAAUUAUGGUGGAAAAUAAGUAUUUUGUCAAUAACAAAAGUUUCUCAAUACUUUGUUAUAUACCCUUUGUUGGCAAUGACACAGGUCAAACGUUUUCUGUAAGUCUUCACAAGGUUUUCACACACUGUUGCUGGUAUUUUGGCCCAUUCCUCCAUGCAGAUCUCCUCUAGAGCAGUGAUGUUUUGGGGCUGUCGCUGGGCAACAUGGACUUUCAACUCCCUCCAAAGAUUUUCUAUGGGGUUGAGAUCUGGAGACUGGCUAGGCCACUCCAGGACCUUGAAAUGCUUCUUACGAAGCCACUCCUUCGUUGCCCGGGCGGUGUGUUCAUUGUCAUGCUGAAAGACCCAGCCACGUUUCAUCUUCAAUGCCCUUGCUGAUGGAAGGAGGUUUUCACUCAAAAGCUCACGAUACAUGGCCCCAUUCAUUCUUUCCUUUACACGGAUCAGUCGUCCUGGUCCCUUUGCAGAAAAACAGCCCCAAAGCAUGAUGUUUCCACCCCCAUGCUUCACAGUAGGUAUGGUGUUCUUUGGAUGCAACUCAGCAUUCUUUGUCCUCCAAACACGACGAGUUGAGUUUUUACCAAAAAGUUCUGUUUUGGUUUCAUCUGACCAUAUGACAUUCUCCCAAUCCUCUUCUGGAUCAUCCAAAUGCACUCUAGCAAACUUCAGAUGGGCCUGGACAUGUACUGGCUUAAGCAGGGGGACACGUCUCGCACUGCAGGAUUUGAGUGCCUGACGGCGUAGUGUGUUACUGAUGGUAGGCUUUGUUACUUUGGUCCCAGCUCUCUGCAGGUCAUUCACUAGGUCCCCCGUGUGGUUCUGGGAUUUUUGCUCACCGUUCUUGUGAUCAUUUUGACCCCACGGGGUGAGAUCUUGCGUGGAGCCCCAGAUCGAGGGAGAUUAUCAGUGGUCUUGUAUGUCUUCCAUUUCCUAAUAAUUGCUCCCACAGUUGAUUUCUUCAAACCAAGCUGCUUACCUAUUGCAGAUUCAGUCUUCCCAGCCUGGUGCAGGUCUACAAUUUUGUUUCUGGUGUCCUUUGACAGCUCUUUGGUCUUGGCCAUAGUGGAGUUUGGAGUGUGACUGUUUGAGGUUGUGGACAGGUGUCUUUUAUACUGAUAACAAGUUCAAACAGGUGCCAUUAAUACAGGUAACGAGUGGAGGACAGAGGAGCCUCUUAAAGAAGAAGUUACAGGUCUGUGAGAGCCAGAAAUCUUGCUUGUUUGUAGGUGACCAAAUACUUAUUUUCCACCAUAAUUUGCAAAUAAAUUCAUAAUAAAUCCUACAAUGUGAUUUUCUGGAUUUUUUUUCUUCUCAAUUUGUCUGUCAUAGUUGACGUGUACCUAUGAUGAAAAUUACAGGCCUCUCUCAUCUUUUUAAGUGGGAGAACUUGCACAAUUGGUGGCUGACUAAAUACUUUUUUCCCCCACUGUAGGCACGCUUUAUCUUGUCUGGUUUAGCAUCCCAGAUAAAGCGAAAUAUUUUUUGUUCAUAUGAUUUGAAAAAACAAAUCAUUAGAAGUAGGUAGCGCCAUAAGUGAGUAAACUGAGAUAUGACUAAGGAGUUAAUCAAUGUAAUUUUCCAUAAAUAGACAGGUAUUCAUCUCUCCAUGGUUGCAGGAUCUUGUCUAUUUUUACUAGUUUUCUAUUGAAAUUCAUUGUGGAGAGCUCAUAUAUAUAUAUAUAUAUAUGUGUGAUAUGAAUACCAAAUAUGUCUACUUCCCCGUCAGCCCAUUUUAUAGGUAAACUGCAGGGUAAUGUAAAAGUUUGUAAAAAAAAAUGUUUUAAAGAUCCAAUGCAUAAUAUGGUACACUUACUGUAAUUAGGUUUUAGAAAUAGAAAAAAUCCAGGCAUUUUAUAUAUGAAAACCAGUCUUACUUUAUCAAAGGCCUUUUCAAAAUCUGAUAUGAAUACCAGGCCUGGCUUCUUAGAUGUUUCAUGUUCUAUUAUUUCUAGUAGUUGUCGUAUAUUAUCUCCAAUGUAUCGUCCAAGUAAAAAACCUGUCUGAUCAGGAUGAACAAUACCUAGUAAAACCUUUUUUAAUUCUGAGUGCUAUGCAUUGCUAGUAUUUUUGCAUUACAACAUUGAAGUGUAAGUGGCCUCCAGAUUCUCGUUUUAAUAAUAGUGAAAUCAGACCUUCGUGCUGAGUACCUGACAGAUGACAAUUUCUAUAGGAGUAGUUAAAACAAGCUAAAAAUGGAGCUCUGAGUAUAUAUAAAAAAAUAUAUAUAACUUGGAGCACAGGGAUGAUGGACGAGUUUCCCUCUAGUAAUUACCAGUUGGAGGAGCGUUCAAGUGGAUAUUUCAGUCGUAUGCUGGUAAUUACGAGAUAUUGUGACUUGUGAAUGCGGCAUUAGUCGAGAAACCUGCCUAUUUCCCUCGAAAGGACGUAGUGUCACGAUUUCAAAGAUAUACGAUAUAUCUCAACAUUGUUUAUCUGGACAUACAUGUAGGUUGUGUCUGCAUCCAGCCAGGAGCGAUGCUUCUCCUCCUCGGUGCCCGCCCAGCCGGUGCCCCCGCUGGCCCAGACUCUGCAGGGGUACCUCCGAGCCCUGGAGCCCUUGAUACCUGAAGAAGAGCUGGUCCACACCCGCAAGAAUAUCCAAAAGUUUUGCGGAGAGGGGGGACUCGGUCCGCAACUUCAAGAGGGACUGGAGAGACGAGCUAGACACUCAAACAAUUGGGUAUGCAAACAAUGUGGGAAAUUGUGCACAAUUUGUAACCAUCGUAAAUAGACUGAGAUAAAAAAAAUAUCAUUGGGGUGUUGGAUUUUGGAUGACACCUUAUAUUACACACAGACAAUGCAUGGUGCUAAUUUGAGGUUCACUCUUAAUGGCUCAAAGUGUCUUUCCACAGCUGCUCUCCUUUCUGGACUGUACUGCAUGAUUGAUAGUAGUUUUGCUGUUGUCCUUUCCCCUGUCCUCUACUGUAGUUAUCUGACUGGUGGGUGCAGUGGGCAUACCUGGAGAGCAGACAGCCCCUGCCCGUGCAUUCUAACCCGGCCAUCUCCCUGCCCAAGCGGGACUUCUCAGACUGGAGGGGCCAGCUUGUGUGAGUGCCAGUCAGCAGCAUACUGGCAUAGCUGUAGGCACUGUGCCUGUGAGAUACUAGAGAGGAGCAGGCUGGUUUGCUGACUGUAUACAGACAGUCACCAGUGUUGACAUGAUAUGGAUGAUGUUGUACACACACAGAGCAUUUGCACCUGUGGAUUUGCUGAGUAGAGUCAGAAAAACCUAGUCUGUUCCAACUACCGACAGAUGUUUUUUUUAAAAUAUAUUUUUGUUUUAUUGUCCCACACACCGAAUAGGUGCAGUGUUGUUUUACAGGGUCAGCCUUUUACAGGGUCAGCCAUAGUAGUACGGCACCCCUGGAGCAAAUUAUGGUUAAGUGCCUUGCUCAAGGGCACAUCGACAGAUUUUUCACCUUGUCGGCUCGGGUAUACAGUGCAUUUGGAAAGUAUUCAGACCCCUUUACUUUUUCCACAUUUUGUUACGUUACAGCCUUAUUCUAAAAUGGAUUAAAUAAGGGCCUUGGUCAGGGAGGUGACCAAGAACCUGAUGGUCACUCUGACAGAGCUCCAGAGUUCCUCUGUGGAGAUGGGAGAACCAUCCAGAAGGACAACCAUCUCUGCAGCACUCUUCCAAUCAGGCCUUUAUGGUAGAGUGGCCAGACGGAAACUACUCCUCAGUAAAAGGCACAUGACAGUCAGCUUGGAGUUUGCCAAAAGGCACCUAAAGGACUCUGACCAUUUUUGCUUUGUAAUUAUGUGGUAUUGUGUGUAGAUUGAUGAGUGGAAAAAACAAUUUAAUACAUUUUAGAAUAAGGCUGUAAAGUAACAAAAUGUGGAAAAAGUCAACGGGUCUGAAUACUUUCCGAAUGCACUGGAUGUUAUUUCAUAGAUCUGUAUCCUAUCUAUAGCUGUAGGAAAUGUGAGGAACUUUGAACAGUUCCACCCCAUUUUAUGAUAAUGCACAAAGUAGUAUGUUACAAUGUAAAGUUUGAUUUGCAUUGAACAAGCAGUACUCUGACUGGGCCAUUCUCUAACAUAUUUUGUGUCGACCCAGGUUUGCGUCCAAGCUGAUUGCUGCAGCACUCGAUUUCAAAAAUGUAGUAGACAAGUAAGUGCCAUUUCAAGGUUGUACUGUACAUAUAUGCCAUCUUAGCCCUGAAGCAGUAAUAUUAGCUAAAAGGUGAACCAUAUCAAUAUUUGUAUCCUAUGUUGUAGACACUCCCUCUCUCAGCUAUUUUAGGGCUUUAACCUUUUACCUCUGUGUUGGCCUGUGUGCUUUGGUUUAUAUACCCAGUCUAAAUUUAUUACGGCAUACUGUCAGUAACGGUAUUCUCUCUCUCUCACUCUCUCUCUCACUCACUCAGUGGCCGUCUGCCAGUGGAGUACAUGCGGGGCCAGCCACUCUGUAUGGAGCUCUUUCCCCUCCUCUUCUCAUCCUGUCGGAUCCCAGGCCGCAAACACGACACUAUCACCCAUCACAGCCGUGCCCGCCACAUCACAGUGGUGAGAAACUACCAGGUGAGCUUGACCCACAGUAUGCAUCACUGACUAUAUGGCUGUUGUCAGAAGAGGAUUUAAUGUGUUUUCGUCAAGGUGAGAGCGACUACACCGAACAAAGGGGACAGCGCCAAUGAAUCCCAUAUUACAGACUAGACUAAUGAACCUUGCAAUGAUACCCAACAUUAAUGAUACCCAAUCAAAUAUAUUUUAUAAAGCCCUUUUUACAACAGCAGUUGUCAAAGUGCAUUACAGAUACCCAGCCUCAAACCCCAAAGAGCAAACAAUGCAAGCACACAAGCAAAAUGGCUAGGAAAAACUCCCUAGAAGGCAGGAACCUAGGAAGAAACCUAAAGAGGAACCAGGCUCCAAGGGGUGGCCAGUCCUCUUUGGCUGUGCUGGGUGGAGAUUUAAGAGUACAUUAACAUUUGAAGGUAAUUCAAGACGUUGAAACAUUCAUAAAUGACCAGCAGGGCAGAGCUUUUUCUGCAUGGAAAAAGCCCUAAGGGUUUUUUGGGGCAGCCGAAGUCCAAACUAAAAAUAUAUAGUAAUUGGGACUGCUAGGAAUCGUCAAGCCAGGUAGUCCUGAGUCAUGGCCCUAGGGCUCAGGUCCUCCGGGAGGGGAGACAUCGAGAGAGGGGAAUUAGUGAGAGCAUGCCUAAGACAGAUUUUCCGUUAGGAAAAUGUGGCACUGGACAUUUGACCGGCAGCAUUUUAAUUUACUGGACAUUUAAGAAAUUGACCGGACCCAUAUGCAUUGGGUGCGUAACCUGGUGCUCAGAAUGAGAAAUCAUAUUUAUAUUAUGGUAAUUCAGACGAGUAAUGAACAGCAAAAUCACUAGCCUGUCAAUCUACUAUCCCCUGUAGUAGAACAUUUUACCUAUUCUAUUGGUCAGCUUGUCGUUGUGUGUGAGAAAGAAAUAGCCUAUUCUAAACAGACUUGAUGAGACAGUUUUGGGAAGAUAGAUCUCAAAUUCAUACAACCAGUACAUCAACAAAAACUUUAAAAAGCAAUGAGGCUGAUGCGACAGAUCAGAACGUUUAUCUUAAAAUGUUCAUCAACUAUUAUUUCUUCACAUUAUAAGUGUAGCAAUGCGCACAUGGUAGUAGGCUAAGCGUGAAUGUUUGUUCCAUAAUGCAAUUAGCGGGAAAACACUGUUGUCAAAAGUGUACCGCACAUGCAAGCAGGUUUCAUGUGACAUAGAUGAAAAUGUCCGUUAGACAUUUAGAAAGGGAGAUCUAAAGAUGCAACAACUAGCAUGGUUUGCUAAUAUGACUAUUUUUCCUUUGGCCAUUGGACAAUGAAAGAAAGUUGAUUUGAAAAUCAAUAGAACAUGACAGAAAUGGGCUACUGUUUUAAAUGGCAUGUGGAAGUCUUUAUAAAAUAAUAGCCUCCAUGUUUCUAUGGUCAGAUUUUGGCUGGGGGGUGGGUCGGGAGACACUGUGACCCUAUCCAAAGUUACCCCUGGACGGGGCAAACCAGGCAGGAUAUGAUCCCACCCACUUUGCCAAAGCACAGCCCCCACACCACUUAAGGAAUAUCAACAGACCACUCACUUACUACCCUGAAGUCAAAGGCUGAGUAUAGUCCACGAAGAUCUCCCCCACUGCACGAGCCCAAGAAAUAAUGUGAUGGAAUUAUUUGGUUCUCGUCAAGAUUCUAGCAGCUGUAUUCUGCACUAACUGAAGUUUAUUUAGGCCUAGUGCCAUAUCCGGGUUAGCCGGAAAGUAGGGCAUUGCAGUAAUCUAAUCUUUAAGUGACAAAAGCAUGGAUUAGCUUUUCCGUAUCACAAUUCAAUUCACUAUUCAUUUCUCUAUUCUGUCCCACCCAGUUCUUUCAGAUGGACGUGUACAACAGUGAUGGCUCUCGGAUGACAGAGAGCCAGAUCCACGCCCAGCUCCUGCGAAUCAGGGCUGAGUCGUGGAAGACGGACAAGGAGCCCAUGGGCAUCCUGACCAGCGAGCACCGCCAGACCUGGGGCCAGGCCUACAGCCGCCUGCUCAAAGGUAGACAUGAUAGACACAGCAUUAUACUAUACAUACCCAGAGUAUGAGACGUCCAGGGUGUGUGAUGCAGAGGACGACACUGUUUUCAAAUGCAUGUUGCUAGCAAUGUUCCCUCUAAGCUGCGUGCGUGCACAGGUGUGCAGUAGCCCUGAGACUGCCGUGCAGCUCCCUGUAACUGCCGCGCAGAGCACAGAAGAAAUAUCAGCCCACGGAGAGAAGCACGAGAUUGAACUUCACUCAACUUUCUAGAGUUUUCCCUGUUAGUUAACACUAUCAACGUUUCCCUUUACUGUGGCUAUUGUGAUCGAAUCAACACAAUAUUAGCUACUUUCAAUGCAAUAUACCGAAAACAAAACGAACUAUGCAAGAUAUUUUGCUGUAUGCAGAACUCUUCGGAGUAGGAUUAUAUUGCGCACAACUCAGUCCUUACUCUACAGAGACCGGUGGCCAUAACCAAUCAGAGUUGCAGUAGGCCUAUAUGCAAAUAGACAAUUGCCAUAUAUGGAUUUGUGCCAUUUACUUUGAACUGGACUGUUUGUUUACAGCUGUGUUCGUGAGUAGAUGCGCUUGUUUUGAGAUCAAAGCAAGAGCUGCAUGUAGCCACGUGUGCACAUUUUGUUCAUAUCCUUUGCUAGUUAGUGAGUUAUUAGCCCAGUUCUAGAUCAUUUGUAGUCAGCAAUAGGGGGGUGAUUGCUUCCUACAAGAGCACAAAACGUGUAAAGUUUUAGAAAUCUUCGAAAAGCGGGUCAGGUAAAGAGCUUUUUUUUGUCUUAAAGGGGCAGUGAAUAAGCUUAGUAGCCAAUAGGCAGAGGGUAGCAUAAUUUGUCUGAUUCUCUGUAAUAAUGGUAUGGGAAUAAUAAUAAAUUGUAUUUUGUAAAGUGGUUUCUUGCAUCAAACAACACAACAGCAUUUUCAGUCACCUUGUCUGAAGGACAAGUGGAUGAACAGGUUAAUGUCAAACCCUGCAUGUUUUUUCAAAAGUCUCAUGGAAUGUAAGCCUACAUUGAACACCACACAUUGUCUGAUACUGUAGGCUGAAUGAUAGAACAGCUAUUUCCAUGUUAAAAUGUUAUGGGAUGCAUUUUCUCCAUUGUUUUUGAUGGUAGGGCACUCUGCUAGGCCUACAUUAUGAUCAAAUAGCCACAGUAGCUGACUUUGCCACUGUUAAAACUGUAACUAAAAGUGGGUACAGCCUGUGUUCAAAGUAAUGUUUCACAACACUCAAGUUUGCGCUCAGCAGACCUGAAAUUUGCUCAGUGCCUAUUUGUUUUUAAAGUCUGAAUGUAUUUUUAUUGUUACCUUCAGUAAGGAGUGCUUCGCCUCUUAACCUUUCCCUCUUUUCCUUACCCAGAUAAAUUGAACAAGGAGUCAGUGCAAGCGAUUGAGAAGGGACUUUUCACCUUGUGUCUGGACUCUCCAGUCAUGAGGGUGUCAGAUGAUAAGUAUGAGCCAUUAUAUUUUUUCUGUCAUCCUGUAUGUUACUAUUUUAAAAAUGUAAUGCAAGUUGCUGUACAGUAUGAAUACUUUUUGCUCAGUUAUAUUUGACACACCAGGGACUUGAGCACUUAAUUGAAUGCUGCUGACUGAUGUGUUUUGGAUUAUUAGAUGAAUUAGUCAUGAAAUUCUGUGUUACUUUGACUGACAGGUACUCCAGUCGCAUGGCAGCUCAAAUCCUGCACGGGGGCGGGACACACUCGAACAGCGGCAAUCGUUGGUUUGACAAAACACUGCAGGUGAGUGGAGGCAGUAGAAUUAACCAAAUGACCCAACCAAUCAUAGAUCACGUUUCACACAUGUACUUGAUGAAAAGUGUCUUGUAAGCCCAUAUGGGCUGGGCACCAAAUGCUGUAUAACACUGAAAUAAAAUAAAUAAAUAAACAAAAAAGAUAAUGGACUGAGCAACAGUUGUUGGUAAACUAAUUAGUUACCUUUCUCUUGCACUAUUCCUUCCUCUCUCGUAGUUUGUGGUGGGUGAGGAUGGCUCAUGGGGGCUUCUGUAUGAGCAGGCCACGGCUGAAGGUCCACCAAUAGCUACUCUUCUGGAUCACAUUCUACAAUACUGGUGAGAUAAGACAUGGGAGGGUCUUAUCUACUUUUGCUGCAUUACUUGCUCAAUUACAUACAGUAUGAAUACAGUAUUCAUCUCAGUUUGUCAAGAUUGCAAAAUACUUGUAGUUGAGGUUUAUUGGAAUUAAAACAAUGAGUCAGACAAUAAAAAACACACAAUGCCAAUUAACAUUUACCCUCGCUCUUCUCUCUGCAGUAAGAAACCGGACCCAAAGAAAACCCCUUUGAUCCCACUUCGGAUGCCCAAGAAGCUUUACUUCAACAUUGACCGUGAGAUUAAGAGAGAUAUCGAGCAUGCCAAGCAAAACCUUGAUAUGUGAGUUUGCAUACCAUAUGCAUGUAUUAUUAUGCAUUAUUUCAUCACUCCUGUGUUAUUACAUAUCAUAUAGGCUUUAUUUGAUGUAAAUAGGUGACUCAUUUCAGGAAACUAGGCAUAUGUCGCGCGUCACUACUUCACAGGAGAGGCAUUUGAACGUAACAUUUUUGUUUUUUAUCUAAAUGAUUUUUGGGGGGGCAGAAAUGCCUUCUGGAACGUGUGAACUUUCAUGUGCCUUAGUAACAAACUUGUAUGCCAUCUUUAAAUACGAAUAAAAUUGUUAAAUUACGAGCCUAGUUGGUUUAGCCACAGAAAAAGACAGGAACCUUCCAGCUAGCAAUGAUUGGCUGAGGUAAUGGAUGGGCUGGACAUGCCGAGAGAUUAGUUUGGAUUGGUCUGCCAUGUAGCACGCUUCUGUCUAUAACGUGAGCUGCUCAGUAUGUGUAGGUAAUCCUUUCUAAUGCAGCUUUUUUGAAAGAUAUCACGGAAGAACUGCAAAAGUUUUGCUAAUGCUCUCCACUUUCUGGAGGACCGUGUUUUGAAAUCCGGUUAAAUGUCCAGUGGAAGCAGAGCUAAGGAGACUGAGAAAAUUCUGGCUUUUGAUUGCAAAUAUGCGGAAGGAGUCAAAAAGAGAACACGCAGAAGGCUGUUGUAUAACACACAUGUCUCCGGAUUACAUCUUCAAACUAAGGGCAUCCGUGACAGAGAGGGAGAGCGUUCAUCCAUGUAUAUGGGUAAGAGAGUCUAGCUAGCUACAUUUUCAGAUAUUAUACGUUUCUAAUUUAGUCAGUCGUUUUAAAGUGUACUGUUAGCUAGCUAGCUGACGUUAGCUGGCUGGCUCGCUAGCUAGCUAACAUUACGUGUAUGAUCUGUGUAGUAAUACUAUUUGUAUCAGAGCCAUUUGCAUUGCUAGUUAUAGCCUAAUGUUAGCUAGCUAGCAUUGAACCUACUUGGUUAGCUUUAGCUACCUGCAGAUUCAUGCAAGGUAGUAACGUUAUGAAUUGGGAUUAUGGUUCAUUGUUUAGCUAGCUAGCUACAUGUUUAAACAAAAGACUCCACUAUGCAAGUAACCAUUUCACUAUACCGUUUACACCUUCUGUAUCCUGUGCAUGUGACAAAUAAACUUUCAUUUUACCAUGUGAAGAACAUGACCUGGCCCCAAAGUCAAAUUAGGAUAUAACGAGACAGUGUCUAAAAUCCUCUAUUUUUUGUAAUGAGCUCGCCAUUAACUUGUAAAUAAUGAUCUUGUUGUAUUCAUUAUUACAGGAAAAUAAACUCACAAAUUAGCUAAAGUUAAGACGUUGUCAGCUAUAUGAUAGUCAUUAUUUGAACUGGCUAGCCAGCUAACUUAACGUUAGCUAGCUAGCUAAUGAGUUAGAAACUAAUCUAAACAUUGUUUAGAAAGUUGCUUAUAGUUGCCUGGCUUGCUAGAUUUACAUAUACUAAAUUCAUUUUUAAACGGAUGGGUUUAUUGGGUUUAAAAUACACCAGUUAUGCUAUUUUGGACCACCAGGCUGCAGUCAUUUUUGUGGUUGUACUUUUUCAUAACGACAACAAGUUUGAUGCCGGACGACAAUAGAAUGUUCAUGAUGUCACUGCGACAACUGUCUACAGACAUGGCGAUAGACGUAGUAUAAACCAGCCUUUAGUCUUGAAAUCUUUGGUUGUUUAGUACACUGCCAUACUCACUCUGUUUAGCACAUGGCCUCACAUGAAUCCUUAGAGAUGGGGCUAAGGCUUAACAGGGUGUGAACGAUGCUGAAUGGGUGUAGACAAAGAAGAGCUCUCCAGUAGAUGUACCAAAACAUUCAAGUGGGGUUACAAGUUUAUCAACUUUCAAAGCAGAAUUACUUUCCCAUUGUUCCCCAACUGUAGUGUAGGAUAUACCAUUUUCUAGCGCUGAGUCUCUACUUUUAUCAAAUAUAAAAUUCAAAUUUUGCAACAUAGGAUUGAGACGGUCGUUUACAUAUGUGAUUGUUUAUUAACCUCUAAAAGUCUAAGCCUAAGGGGGUGUUAUACUAAGCUAACAUAUGGAAUUGUUUUAAGAUGGUCAUACCAUGGAUCAUUUAGCUAUUUUGUUUAGAAUUUUAGGACCCCUGUAGGUAUAAAAAAUAUAUAUUUACAAAUUAUUUGAUAAAAUAUUUAAUUUAGCCAUAAAAACGCAUUGAAUAACACAUUCAUAUAUGGCUAUAUACAGACAGUCAAAAAAUAAAUCCUAAUGAAUAAGGUUUUGAAGUGUCUGUCCUAUAUCUAGGAGAUAUAAGAAAGCUCAGGAAAUAUAUAUUUUUGGACAUAUUUAACCCCUUUUUUUUGUUGGCACAAAACGACCUCCAUACUUCCGUUCAUUUUUUUCAAACCAGUCCCUAAUUACCUUCUGACGAGUCCUGAGACACUUGUGGGGUUCGUAGAGCAAACGGAGAACACCUUCGUGUUUGUGAGUCUCAUCUUUACAUAUUAGUUAGUAGGCCAAACCGUUUUCGUGAAGACCGAUUUUCGGGAUGUCUCCUGGUCUGAGAAACAGCUCAGUAGCUCUGCCACUUUCCACCGCAGAUGCGUAAGGGCGACAUAGUGGGACGCAGCGCAUGCAAACAUAUUUUUUUUAUCUAUAGCUAAAACAGACAUAUUUUGAUGGGGAUUUUUUUUAUGUUUAUGAGAUUAAUGCACAGGUGCGUCAAACUCUUAGGGAUUUUAACAUGGUCCGCAUACUGACUGGUUCAACACCACAGACAGCAGUACUAACACUGUGAGUGCAUAAGUGUAGUUGGUGAUACUACAAUGAUAAGGAAACACUCAGCCUCUGUGUAGUCGAUGUUUGCUUUGCAAAGAACUUCAACACGGCUCUGAGCUUAAAUGAAAGUGACAUGGACCAAAGCAAAUGGAGGAGUGUAAACACGAUUAGCUGCCCUCAGUGUUGAUGUAACCAUGACAGAACACGGUCAGCAGCAUAAGAAGGCUUUGGUGCCUCCUGACCUCCUCAUUCUAUUUUAAGUAAUUGUUUGUGAUCUGAGCUGGCUGUGUUAUCCUGGAUUCAGAACAUGUGCUGCCAUCCUGUGGCUAAACGGACAACUGUCGAUACAUUUCUAUCCCAAUGGAGUGAAGAGUCAUCUUUAUCAUUUUAAUUCAACAACUAACCUGGGCCCGUAUUCAUAAAGUGUCUCAGAGCAAGAGAGUUGAUCUUGGAUCAGUUCCAUUCAUUAUAAUCUACAAGGCAAAAACUGAUCCUAGAUCAGCACUCCUACUCUGAUGCCUUAUUAAUGGAGUAUGAAUUUGUCAUUCGAAUUUUGUCAUACUUUCCCUCCAGACUGAUCAAUGACCUGGAUAUCCGCUGCUUCAACUUCCAGAGGUUUGGGAAGGAGUUUCCCAAACAGCACAACCUGAGUCCCAACUCCUUCAUCCAGGUGGCACUGCAGCUGGCCUACUACAAGUGAGCUCAUAGGAAUCACUUACAAAGGGCAUUCAGCCUCAAACUAGGAUACCGUAUACAAUAAUAAGGAAAUUAUGUGUGCAGUUGAUGUUGUUUUCACACUGGUACUGAUUUUCAUAGACAUGCUAGUAAAUUUUCACACAAGAAGCAUUAUAUUCUCAUGGUUAAUAAAUGAGACGAUAAAUGUUCUUGGCAGCCAAAAUUGUGGAAUCAAAUCAAGACUUUUCUAUAAAUGAGUUGUGAUUAACAACAAUCACUGUGUCCAAAUUCAAUACCUGGGUUGCGUUCAGUACAACAGAAUGGUUUGCAACGUUGAAUUAAACUGAAACGGUACUGUACUGAACGACCAGUUGAAAAACAUUGUGAUUAUGGUGGCCCAGAGGGCAGUUACCAUACAAAUGGUGUGCUGCACGAGUUUUGUGAUUUCAGAUGGUCACACCCAUGUUGAUAAGGCCAAACCCACCAAACGGGAGCAAGCAUACUUUAAAGGUUAUUGAUGAACGGUGCACACUGUUUUGGGGAAACGUGUCGUUCAGUUCAAAACGUCACGCAAAACAGCAAAUGUUAAAGCAAACUGAACGCACCCCUUUUCUCCUUCUCUCCAUCAGAGUUCACAAUGAGGUCUGUGCCUGCUGUGACAUUGCCUCCCAGAGGAUGUUUCGAGGGGGGCGCACAGACUACAUCCGCUCUCCCACCAAUCAAAUGCUCAAGUUUGUGCUUACCUUUGAUGACCCCUCUAUCUCGGUGAGAAUCAUACUUAGGGCUUGACAUUAACCUUUUUAGCCACUUGUCCUUCAGACAAGUAGGACUGGUCUUUUACUUGUCCGAAAGCUCAAGUCACUUGUCGUCAACAUUUUUUCCAACAUUAUAUGAUGCAAGGAACCACUUUACAAAAUAAAAUACAUUAUUAUUACCAUAGAGAAUCAGACAAAAGUGUAGCCUACCCUCUGUCUAUUGGCUUCUUUGCAUUGUCAAGCCUGUCUCAAAAUACAACACUAACCCUUUAAGGCUCCCCUGGAGGAUGGUUGGCCACCGUUAGUAGCCUGUAAAAUAUUGCAACAUAAUUACAACCAAAUACUUUGUCUUUAUAAAAUAAUUCCCUCAUUCAAUGAAUUAGGGAUCAAAUGACUAAGGUAGGUUACUUCAAAGCAAGUUAACGAACUAAGACAUGUUUAUCUAUAACCUUGUAAGGCUAAAAUAUUCCAAAGAUUUAUUGACAGCAUGUGAGUUAUUUGUCAUUUUGGCUAUAUGAAGAAUAUUUUUAACGUUGUCACAGUGUUGAUUAGAGGGGAAUCACAGCUUUUCAACAGUGUCAGGUUUAUUUCUCAAGUCCCAAUAUUGAGCGCUUGAGAGAUAGUUUUACAACAGGAUUAUUGGUUUAUUAACGCACCCGUUCAUCAAUUGCGUGCCGGUGAAAGAUUUUUUUAGGACAUGACAAUACAUGCUAAUAGCUGAAAAGGUAGCUACUGAGAACUAUCCAGGCAACACAAUAUUUUUGAAUUGGCUAUCUAGUUAGCCUGUUAUCUACCAUUAUUAUGCUGCUAUGUCUCUCUCCUCGGGCCCACUCGCACUGGCAUACGCAGGCGACCAAACCAUGGCUUUUCCAGGAUUUUCAUGACUGUACAAACCUUGUUUGCUGACCAUAAAUUAGCUAUAACUGGGUAAAUAACUCACAAACUAGCAAAGAAUAUCAACAAAUGUGUACUGACAAUGAUCUCAAAAGCGCAUCUCGCGACCGCAGGUGAUUGGAAAAAAGUGUUUGUUUGAAGUAACUUUGUUGUAAUAUCCCAAAUGGACACGGCAGUUUCACAAAUUCUUAAGGAUUCUAGCUUUAGUGGGUGCUUGAUAAGCCGAAGGCACAACACAAUCUCUUGUUUUGUGAGUGGCUGAGAAAAACAACUACUUGCAGUUAUUAACAAAGCCAACAAUACAUGGCAGCUUUAUAAGUUGACAUUAUUGAUGCGUCUUGAUGCUCUAUUUGUGUGUUGCAGAGAGAAGUAAAGCUGGAAUUACUCAGAGAGGCCAUAGAGACCUACGUCGCUCUUACUGAUCAGGUAACUACACCCAAUGCUUCUGCUGCCAUCCCCUCAGAAAUGUGUCACUUUUCUGUCAUCUAACUACCUGUGUGACCUUUCUAAAUCAGGCGCUCAAAGGACAAGCCAUCGACCGCCACCUGCUGGGCUUGAAGCUUCAGGCCAUCGAAGAGGGACUGAGCGUGCCCAGACUGUUCAUGGACACUGCUUAUGGGCUGGCCACCCACUGGAAACUCAGGACAGGACAGGUAAAGUACAACUCCAGUGGAAGUUGACAGUAUUGCAACAUUCAUUCCAAUGACAGGAAAUAAUUAUGUAAUCUAAAGGUGAGUGUCAGAUAAUGCAAUAUUGUAUUGGGUCUGUGACCCUCUAUUUAGUUUAGUAUGAUAUUUUUGUGCUCAAUUGUAACUUAUCAAAGUCAACACAGUGCCAUCGAUAUAGCCAGAUAAGUCAGUAAUGUAAUACAGUGCCUUCGGAAAGUAUUCAGACACCUUGACGUUUUCCACAAUUAGUUAGGUUAUAGCCUUAUAGCAAAAACAGGUUUUUUGAAAUGUUUGCUAAUUUAUUAAAAAAUACAAAAAACAUAUCACAUUUACAUAGUUAUUUAGACCCUUUACUCAGUACUUUGUUGAAGCAACUUUGGCAGCGAUUACAGCCUCAAGUUGAUGCUACGAGCUUGGCACACCUGUAUUUGGGGAGUUUCUCCCAUUCUUCUCUGCAGAUCCUCUCAAGCUCUGUCAGGUUGGAUGUGGAGCGUUGCUGCACAGCUAUUUUCAGGUCUCUCCAGAGAUUUUAGAUCGGGUUCAAGUCCGGGCUCUGGCUGGACCACUCAAGGACAUUCAGAUACUUGUCCCGAAGCCACUCGUGCGUUGUCUAAGCUGUGCUUAGGGUCGUUGUCCUGUUGGAAGGUGAACCUUCGCCCCAGUCUGGGGUCCUGACCGCACUGGAGUAGGUUUUCAUCAAGGAUCUCUCUGUACUUUGCUCAGUUCAUCUUUCCCUCGAUCCUGACUAGUCUCCCAGUCCCUGCCGCUGAAGAACAAUCCCACAGCAUGAUGCUGCCACCACGUUUUGGGUCAUUGUCCUGUUGAAAAACAAAUGAUAGUCCCACUAAGCGCAAACCAGAUGGGAUGGCGUAUCGCUGCAUAAUGCUGUGGUAGCCAUGCUGGUUAAGUGUGCCUUGAAUUCUAAAUAUAUCACAGACAGUGUCACCAACAAAGCACCCCCACACCAACUUGUCCAUGCUUCACGGUGGAAACCACACAUGCGGAGAUCAUCCGUUCACCUACUCUGCGUCUCACAAAGAAACAGCAGUUGGAACCAAAAAUCUCACAUUUGGACUCAUCAGACCAAAGGAUAGAUUUCCACUAGUCUAAUGUCCAUUGCUCGUGUUUCUUGGCUCAGUCAAGUCUCUUCUUCUUAUUGGUGUCCUUUAGUAGUGGUUUCUUUGCAGAAAAUCAACCUGGAAGGCCUGAUUCACGGAGUCUCCUCUGAACAGUUGCUGUUGAGUUGUCUGUUACUUGAACUCUGUGAAUCAUUUAUUUGGGCUGCAAUCUGAGGUGCAGUUAACUCCAAUGAACUUAUCCUCUGCAGCAGAGGUAACUCUGGAUCUUCCUUUCCUGUGGUGGUCCUCAUGAGAGCCAGUUUCAGCAUAGCGCUUGAUGGUUUCUGUGACUGCACUUGAAGAAACUUUAAAAGUUCUUGAAAUGUUCCAGAUUUACUGACCUUCAUGUCUUAAAGUAAUGAUGGACUGUCGUUUCUCUUUGCUUAUUUGAGCUGUUCUUGCUAUAAUAUGGACUUGGUCUUUUACCAAAUUGGGCUAUCUUCUGUAUACCCCCCUACCUUGUCACAACACAACUGAUUGGCUCAAACGCAUUAAGAAGGAAAGAAAUUCCACAAAUUAACUUUUAACAAGGCACACCUGUUAAUUGAAAUGCAUUCCAGGUGACUACCUCAUGAAGCUGGUUGAGAGAAUGCCAAGAGUGUGCAAAGCUGUCAUCAAGGCAAAGGGUGGCUAUUUGAAGAAUCUCAAAUAUAAAAUAUAUUUUGAUUUAAAAAAAAAAAAAUUGGUUACUACAUGAUUCCACAUGUUAUUUCAUAGUUUUGAUGUCUUCACUACUAUUAUACAAUGUAGAAAAUAGUAAAAAUAAAGAAAAACCCUGGAAUGAGUAGUUGUGACCAAACGUUUUACUGGUACUGUAUGUAUAUACUGUGUGUGUGUGUAAUAUAUACAGUGGGGAAAAAAAGUAUUUAGUCAGCCACCAAUUGUGCAAGUUCUCCCACUUAAAAAGAUGAGAGAGGCCUGUAAUUUUCAUCAUAGGUACACAUCAACUAUGACAGACAAAUUGAGAAAAAAAACCCAGAAAAUCACAUUGUAGGAUUUUUUUAUGAAUUUAUUUGCAAAUUAUGGUGGAAAAUAAGUAUUUGGUCACCUACAAACAAGCAAGAUUUCUGUCUCUCACAGACCUGUAACUUCUUCUUUAAGAGGCUCCUCUGUACUCCACUCGUUACCUGUAUUAAUGGCACCUGUUUGAACUUGUUAUCAGUAUAAAAGACACCUGUCCACAACCUCAAACAGUCACACUCCAAACUCCACUAUGGCCAAGACCAAAGAGCUGUCAAAGGACACCAGAAACAAAAUUGUAGACCUGCACCAGGCUGGGAAGACUGAAUCUGCAAUAGGUAAGCAGCUUGGUUUGAAGAAAUCAACUGUGGGAGCAAUUAUUAGGAAAUGGAAGACAUACAAGACCACUGAUAAUCUCCCUCGAUCUGGGGCUCCACGCAAGAUCUCACCCCGUGGGGUCAAAAUGAUCACAAGAGCGGUGAGCAAAAAUCUCAGAACCACACGGGGGGACCUAGUGAAUGACCUGCAGAGAGCUGGGACCAAAGUAACAAAGCCUACCAUCAGUAACACACUACGCCGCCAGGGACUCAAAUCCUGCAGUGCAAGACGUGUCCCCCUGCUUAAGCCAGUACAUGUCCAGGCCCGUCUGAAGUUUGCUAGAGUGCAUUUGGAUGAUCCAGAAGAGGAUUGGGAGAAUGUCAUAUGGUCAGAUGAAACCAAAAUAGAACUUUUUGGUAAAAACUCAACUCGUCGUGUUUGGAGGACAAAGAAUGCUGAGUUGCAUCCAAAGAACACCAUACCUACUGUGAAGUAUGGGGGUGGAAACAUCAUGCUUUGGGGCUGUUUUUCUGCAAAGGGACCAGGACGACUGAUCCGUGUAAAGGAAAGAAUGAAUGGGGCCAUGUAUCGUGAGAUUUUGAGUGAAAACCUCCUUCCAUCAGCAAGGGCAUUGAAGAUGAAACGUGGCUGGGUCUUUCAGCAUGACAAUGAUCCCAAACACACCGCCCGGGCAACGAAGGAGUGGCUUCGUAAGAAGCAUUUCAAGGUCCUGGAGUGGCCUAGCCAGUCUCCAGAUCUCAACCCCAUAGAAAAUCUUUGGAGGGAGUUGAAAGUCCGUGUUGCCCAGCGACAGCCCCAAAACAUCACUGCUCUAGAGGAGAUCUGCAUGGAGGAAUGGGCCAAAAUACCAGCAACAGUGUGUGAAAACCUUGUGAAGACUUACAGAAAACGUUUGACCUGUGUCAUUGCCAACAAAGUUGUAUAUAACAAAGUAUUGAGAAACUUUUGUUAUUGACCAAAUACUUAUUUUCCACCAUAAUUUGCAAAUAAAUUCAUUAAAAAUCCUACAAUGUGAUUUUCUGGAAUUUUUUUUCUCAUUUUGUCUGUCAUAGUUGACAUGUACCUAUGAUGAAAAUUACAGGCCUCUCAUCUUUUUAAGUGGGAGAACUUGCACAAUUGGUGGCUGACUAAAUACUUUUUUUCCCCACUGUAUAGAGAUAUAUCGACACCUGGUUCUAUGUUACAAAGCAUCAUGAUGCAAAUGAUGUUUCCUCACAAAGGAGAUACUGGUUCAGUCCUUUCUAAGUAUGACAAGAAGGGCUCCCAAUUAGUGUAAAAUAGGUAUUUUUUUCCCUUUUAGUGUGUGCUUGAUUUUCUUUUCUAGUUUAAUGAAGUACAUUAUAUUUUGUAUCCAUGUAGUGUGUGAUGGAGCACGACAGUUCUACAGUCAAAUUAACCAUCUGGCCAGCAGGGUGACAAAUGCAACAACAGACUUUGCUUUGCUUAACCUUGUCAAGGAUGGAAUUAAGCCAAAGAGGGCCACUAGGGGGCAGGGUCGAUAAUCAUCCCAGAAACAUCUGACAGUGUAUGAAAUAUAUGUAACCAGUAUGGUUUGAUCAUGGGACACGACCAGAACAUGUGCAGUAAAGUGGCUGUUCCGCCCUAGCAGCAAUAACAGGUGGGGUCCAAGCAGGGUACAUCUAAGUCUAUACUUGGUCCAGUCCAUACGAUCUACUAGUUUCAAUUGAAUGAGAUUGUCUUGCACAGAUAUUGAUAGUGUAUUCUUGACAGAAUUUGCCGCCAUUCCUCAUCUGACCAUGUACAAUCAAGGUCUUGUUCCCAUUGUGUUUUGAUUUUCACAAUGGGUGCAGAAUGCAUAGUGCAAGUAAUGGAAUAGAUGGAAGCAGUCUUAGCUUUAUGAUUGAGCCCUUGUACCAUAAUAGUGUCCACAGUGCUGGAGUAGGGCUGAGUUAUAAAGCUGCUAAACAUUUUGCUUGCAAAAUUCCAGAUCUGCAAAAAAUAUAUAUUUAUUUAUUUAUUUAUUUAUUUAUACACUCAGCAAAAAAGAUAAUUAGUAAAAAUCCAAAUAACUUCACAUAUCUUCAUUGUAAAGGUUUUAAUCACCAUAAACAAUUAAUGAACAUGCACCUGUGGAACUGUCGUUAAGACACUAACAGCUUACAGACGGUAGGCAAUUAAGGUCACAGAAAACUUAGGACACUAAAGAGGCCUUUCUACUGACUCUGAAAAACACCAAAAGAAAGAUGCCCAGGGUCCCUGCUCAUCUGCGUGAACGUGCCUUAGGCGUGCUGCAAGGAGGCAUGAGGACUGCAGAUAUAUCCAGGGCAAUAAAUUGCAAUGUCCGUACUGUGAGACGCCUAAGACAGCGCUACAGGGAGACAGGACGGACAGCUGAUCGUCCUCGCAGCGGCAGACCACGUGUAACAGCACCUGCACAGGAUCGGUACAUCCGAACAUCACACCUGCGGGACAGGUACAGGAUGGCAACAACAACUGCCCGAGUUACACCUGCAAGACAGGAAUAUCCGUGUUCUGCCAUGGCCAGCGACGUGCCCGGAUCUCAAUCCCAUUGAGCACGUCUGGGACCUGUUGAAUCGGAGGUUGAGGGGCUAGGGCCAUUCCCCCCAGAAAUGUCCGGGAACUUGCAGGUUCCUUGGUGGAAGAGUGGGGUAACAUCUCACAGCAAGAACUGGCAAAUCUGGUGCAGUCUAUGAGGAGAUGCACUGCAGUACUUAAUGCAGCUGGUGACCACACCAGAUACCGACUGUUACUUUUUAUUUUGACUCCUCCUUUGUUCAGGGACACAUUAUUCCCUUUCUGUUAGUCUCAUGUCUGUGGAACUUAUUCAGUUUAUGUCUCAGUUGUUGAAUCUUGUUAUGUUCAUACAAAUAUUUACGCAUAUUUAGUUUGCUGAAAAUAAAUGCAGUCGACAGUGAGAGGACGUUUCUUUUUUUGCUGAGUUUAUUUUAAAGGCUUUCCUAAUGUUUGGCAAUUACAUUUUAUAUUUGGUUAACACCUAUCGUCUUGUGGUCUACCAUGUUCAGAUCAUUUGCAAGACACACAUUUAGGAAACGAUUGUGCAAACCAAUUUAAAGUAAAUAGUUUGAUCAGUAAAUCUGCAAACCACAUCGGUAAAACUGUAAAAAAUGCAUUUAUUUUGCGACAUUUAUGUGAAAGUAACUUUAUACCCUUCCUUCUCUUCUCCCAAACUUCGAAACGACAUUAAACCCCUUACACUAGGUGCCUGCAAACACGGACAGUGUGAUGUGUUUCGGACCUCUCGUUCCCGACGGAUACGCUGUGUGCUACAACCCCCAGUCUGACCAUGUCCACUUCUCCAUAACAGCCUUCAACUGCUGUGAGGAAACCCACGCUGAGACACUGGCCGCCACACUGCACAGCACCCUCUGCCAGCUCCAGGAGCUACUGCAGCCUACUGAAUAAUGUUGGGCUGUCUGACACCAGGAGUGUGUGUAUUCAUUAGGCAACAAAUAUAAAAACUUACAAACAGGGAGGGAUUACUAGGUCUUGUCCAAUAAGAAAUGCUCAUGUUUGUUUUCAGUUGCUAAACACUUUUUUCAGUUGUGUGCCCUAAUGAAUAGGAUCCAGGACUGAUAUGAAAAACAUCAGAGUCUGAGGUGCUAAUGCUUUGAUAAAAGGAAUAUGUGGCCUUUGUUCAAAGUGCUAGCAUUAGCUUAAUUUGCUGCUAGGUUUAAGUUACUGUUUGUACUCCAGGGCAAUUGAAUACUAUUGUUAGAACAGUUUUGUGUCCCUACUUUUUAAGGGGAAUCUAAAGCCAUAGCAGACUACUUUAUAAGCUAAGUUUGUCUGGCUAGAGGUUUGUAAUGCUUUAUUGACAGGCCAGGAGAUUGAUUUUACUGUAUGUUAUCUAAUAUCAUCUGUGUUUUAUAUGCAAUUUGGCAUUUUGUUUGCUGCAGUGCUUUGGCAGUCAAUGAGUGUCAGUCAACCGUCCAAUCUGUCCAUUACUUUUUCAUUUCGUGGGCAGAUUCUUGAAAAAGGACUAAAUGUUAACAAACCAUGCCUAUCUGCAUGAAGCGUAAACUUUAGCUGGCACUCUGAGUAUUGUUGUUGAGCUCCCCCUGCUUGCACCACUGGAUGCACAUCAGUUCUAUGUUUCUCCCUGUGCUUUUGUAAUGCAAUUCCUUUUAUUAACUUUGAAAUUAAUGUAAUUCUGUUAUUUUGUUCAGCAGAGCUCUAUUCUUUAUGCCCCAGCUUUUCCAGUUUUGUUAGUAAACUCGGCCCUAAUUUAUGUGCUCUCUGUCACCUGGCGCUGCAUGGCAAAUUGUCCAGGGACACAAGGAAAGCACAAAGGACAAUAACCAAGGACUAGUCAGCCCUUCCCCCUCUGAGGGGACAAAAGGUAAAUCUCUGUUGCAGUGUUCAGAGGACUGACUAUUGAAUGUGUGAUAGAUACCAAACAUGGAUACUAUAGUAUUAUUCUAUUUGAAACUUGUUCACUGAGGAUAACUGAUACUAUCUAUA
Molecule: messenger RNA, 25993 nt
Organism: Coregonus sp. 'balchen'
Lineage: Eukaryota; Metazoa; Chordata; Actinopteri; Salmoniformes; Salmonidae
Source: the annotation of a GenBank genome assembly